CCAUGUCCGUCAUCCGCUUCACUUCAAAGUAAGCACAUCUUCCUUCUAGCUCGCUGAAACAACAACAAAUGGCCGAAGCAGCUCUCUUCAACACUACUGCGAAUAUCAUGAAAAGCUUGGGCUCUCUUGCUCUUCAAGAGAUUGGACCGCUAUGGGGUUUCAAAGAUGAGCUUAAAAAGCUCGGGAACACGGUUUCCACCAUCCAAGCUGUGCUUUUGGAUGCGGAGGAGCAGCAGGCCCACAACCAUGCAGCAGGCCAUUUUUGAAGCCGACGACUUGCUGGAUGACUUCUCCAUUGAACUUCUACAGCGACAAGUCAUGGCAGGGUAUAACAAGGCAAAAGAGGCACGCAUAUUCUUUUGCAAAUCGAACCAGCUUGUUUAUUGCCUUAAAAUGGGUCAAAGGAUCAAGGCAGUUAGAGUAAAACUGAAUGAAAUCGCAGAGGAUAAGAAUAACUUUAACUUCACUCCACACCUUAUAGAGACACAGCUCGAGCAUAGGAGGAGAGAAGAUACACACUCUUUUGUACUUGAGGAAGAAGUCAUUGGGAGAGAGGACGAAAAGAAGGCUGUUAAAGCGCUGUUAUUUGAUUUCAAUGUGAAAGAGAACGUUUCCAUCAUUCCCAUAGUUGGGAUUGGUGGACAAGGGAAGACCACGCUUGCUCAGUAUGUGUACAAUGACGAGGAGGUCCAAAGACAUUUUGAUCUGAGGCUUUGGGCAUGCGUCUCUGUUCCUUUUGACGUAAAAACUAUUGUUCAAAAGCUCAUAGAAUCAGCAACUAAGAAGAGACCUGAAAGUUGUCAAAUAGAUUCGUUGCAAAGUCAACUUCGAGUAACAAUUGGUGGGAAGCGAUACUUACUUGUUUUAGACGAUGUAUGGAAUGAGAAUACAAAUAAAUGGUCCGACUUGAAAAAUCUGUUGGUGGGUGGCUUGAGGGGAAGCAAAGUUUUGGUUACCACACGGAACGGAAAAGUUGCAGACAUUACACGCACAGCUUCACCAUAUUUUUUGGGAGGUCUACCUGAAAGUAAUUCUUGGGAUUUAUUUAAGAAAAUGACAUUUAAAGAUAGGGAGGAGCCAAAGAAUCCAAUGCUAGUAGAAAUUGGAAAGGAGAUCGUAAAGAAGUGUGCAAAAGUUCCUCUUGCUAUAAGGAGCGUAGGGAGUCUGUUAUAUUUCAAAAAUUCGGAGGUUGAAUGGUUGAAAUUUCAAACCAAUAAACUUUACGAAAUAAAUCAACAAGACAAUGAUAUUUUUCCAAUACUAAAGCUGAGUUAUGAUCAUCUCCCACCACACUUGAAACAAUGUUUUGCUUUUUGUUCACUGUUUCCAAAAGAUUUUAAAAUUGGAGUGGAAGUGUUGAUUCAGCUAUGGAUAGCGCAAGGCUUUAUUCAUUCGUCAGGCAGAACAAUAUGUCUUGAAGAUGUUGGUCGCAAGUAUUUUAUGGAUUUGCUUUGGAGGUCGUUUUUUCAAGACAUGCAAAGAAAUGAAUAUGAUGAUAUAGUAAGUUGCAAAAUGCAUGACCUUAUACAUGAUCUUGCACAAUUUGUAGCAAGGGAUGAGUGCUUAAUUUCAAAUCCAAAUGCAAUAAAAGUAGUUGAAAGAACUCGCCAUGUGGCAUUCGAUUCUUUACAUUCAGUAAGAGAUAUCCUAGCUCCUUUGCUCAAGGCAGACAGAUUGAGAACGCUUCUUCUACGACAUCCAGGAUAUGAAUUCCAUCCGCUAGUACUCGAGGGGAAUAAGCGAGUCUAUGGUACACUUAUUUCAAGUUUUAAAUGCUUGCGUGCUUUGAAUUUGAGUCACUCGAAUAUCCAAAAAGUGGCAAAUUCUAUUGGCAAGUUAAAGCAUCUAAGAUAUCUCGAUCUUUCUUGGAAUGGUGGUAUCAAACUACUCCCCGCUUCUAUAACUAAAUUGCAGAAUUUGCAAACACUAAUACUUGACUUUUGUAGCCGGCUUAAAGAAUUGCCAAAAGACACUAGAAACUUGAUUAGCCUUAGGCAUCUUGCGCUUGAUGGGUGUGACAGCUUGACUCAUAUGCCGCAUGGACUGGGAAAGUUGACCGCUCUCCAAACACUGUCGUUUUACAUUUUAGGGAAGAAGGAUAGUUAUUUUCCAAAGCAAAAGGGUGGGCUAGGCGAUCUGGAUGGUUUAGUUGAGUUGAGAGGAAGAUUACGUAUCAAGGGUUUAGAGCACUUGAGAUCUUCUCCAUUAGAAGCCAAGGCUGCAAACUUGGAGAGGAAACAAUACCUUCGAAUACUGGAAUUAGAGUGGGACUGUUUUCAUAUAGAAGCUGGUUAUGAUAGUGAUAAGGCAAUUGCAAAUGAUGAACAGCUGUUGCAAAACCUUCGGGCACACCUAAAUUUGAAAGAAUUAAUGAUAGAAGGGUAUGCAGGCGUGAGGUUCUCCGGCUGGGUGUCCUUGCUCUCGAAUUUGGUUAAAAUUACCAUAAUGAAUUGUAAAUGGUGCAAUCAUAUCCCACCAUUGGACCGAUUCCCUUUUCUCAAGUAUCUUUCUCUUCAUAAAUUGAGUGCGCUGGAGUACAUAAACAAUGAUGCCAGUGAAGUGUCCUCUUCAUCUCUUGAAAGUCUCAGACUUGAAAAUUUGCCUAAGAUGAGGGGAUGGUGGAGGAUGAGGGAAGUAGUAACAACAGAGCAUGAGCAAAAUUAUAAUCUUCCAUUAUUCCCAUCAUUUCCAAGCCUUUCUUCUUUAUAUAUCGGGAAUUGCUCUUUAAGGUCCAUAAUGGGAGCCGUAGCACCAGGGAGCGAAAUAACACCCUCCUCUUCCUCACCCUUUUCCAUUCUCUCCAAAUUGAAGUAUCUUAAACUUUAUCUUUUAGAGGAACAUGAAUAUCUGCAAGAGGAGUGGCUGCAAAACCUAACUUCUCUUGAGAUGCUGGAUAUUUGGGCGUGUCCUAAACUACAAAUAUCCAUCUCUCCACUCUUUCAACAUCUUGCUGCGCUUGAAGAUAUGUCGAUUGUUUACUGCAAAAAUCUUAUCAGCAAUGAGGAUGAAGAGGGCGCGCAAUGCCUUCGACCUACAACACUUCGUCGGCUACAAAUAGUAAACGUUACAAGCUUGGUGUCUCUCCCAAGGGAGCUUAGACAUGCUACUGCUCUGCAAUUGCUUAACAUUUCGGACUGCCCUAGUUUGGUGUCUUUACCAGAGUGGAUAGCCGACCUCACUUCACUUCAGAAACUUCAGAUCCACGGUUGUCCUCGCUUGGGGGAAAGAUGUCAAGAAGGAAUAGGCGAGGAUUGGCCAAAAAUUGCCCACAUCCCAGACUUUUCGAAUGAUUGGGCUUAAUGCAGUACCGAUUAUUCUUCAGAACCAACGGUAGCAUGGAACAAACAAGGGUUUAAGAAUAGACACAUUUUCAGACCUUGCCGAAAAUCAGAUUUGCACAAAGCCGUCAGAUUUCCAAGAGACACGGAUAGAAAAGCAUCAAUUCAUGAUAUGGGUGUGAGAAUCAUUGGGUUAUUAUUGCAAUAUGCUCGGAUAUGUCGGCCUCACUUGCAGACAAAACAAUGGACACUAUACAGAGCAUUUCCAUGAUGAGGAAGUUCGGGUUCUUCCACUUGCUUUAAUGCUUGCUUGUCUUCAAGUGAAAUUGGUUGUUGUGCUCCAAGGGUACUGACUGGAACUGAUGAUCAUUUUAAAUUAUUAGGUGCUGAUGCCCAUGAAAGCCUGGAUCAUAGUGAUCUCACUUUCAAGGAUGGAUGGAAUGAUAUACCUGGGAUGAACCCGAAAGGAAGCUUGAAUCUGAAAUAAGAAGAGUUUUUCAGGAUUCAACUCUUGAUUCAAGAAGAAAAGCUUAUCUUAUUCAAAACCUUAUGAACAGUUCAGUUUAUGGUGUGACACUUUUUUGAAUCUUAUUCCAACUAUUUAGAUUAAUAUGAUUUUGUAAAUAUUCUGUUAUAUAAAUGGGUAAUGUUAGUCAGUGAAUAGCGUCUCAGCAGAAGUUACUUCAGGCAACAACUGGUGAAAGUUCAAAUUAUGAAGAUUUACUUGAAUGUUCUCUGUUAUUUCAUGGUUCGGAGAAACAAGUGUAUGGGAGUAAGCAUUAUGAAAGAAAUUGCAAACUCUUUGUUGCUUGCUGUGGGAAGUUAUGUACAUUUAAUGGAUACAACAAUGAUGUAACUGAUACAAUUCAGAAGGUUGCUGCUACUUAUGACUGCAAAAUUGUUGAAGGUGUUCUUCGCCAUUAGCUGAAGCAGUUUGUGAUAGAUAGUAACAAGGACGUUGUAUUGAGUGUAUUUGGUCCAUAAACGAGAGUUAAAGAUGCAUAAUUUUGGGGAGAAUGAAGUUUAUGAUGUUGAUAUUGUAACAAGCACAGGUGAAGGCAAGCCUAAGCUGUUGGAUGAGAAACAGACGACUAUUUAUAAGAGAGCCAUUGACAGGAACUACAACUUGAAGAUGAAAGAAUCUAGGUUUAUUUGCAGUGAAAUAUAUCAGAAAUUUUCUAUCAUGCCAUUCACAGCUAGGACUCUUGGAGGAGAAGAGGGGUCAGCUGGGUUUGGUGGAGUGUGUUCUUCAUGAGAAGCCGGGUGAUAGUGUUGCUCACAUCAAAUUCACAGUUUUGCUAAUGCCAAAUGGUUCAGAUAGUCACAUCUCAUCCUGAGCAGGAGCUGCUGCCCACAAAGACGAUAGAUCAUCCUGAAUCAAGGCCUAAUUUAUGUAAUGGAAUUGGUGGUGGAAGGAAGAAGCAUGGUAAAAAGGGUGACAAAGCUGAGUCUUCAACAAAAUCUGAGCAUAUGGAUGCAACAACAAACGGUGUUGCUACCCAUCCCAAGA
Molecule: messenger RNA, 4788 nt
Organism: Alnus glutinosa
Lineage: Eukaryota; Viridiplantae; Streptophyta; Magnoliopsida; Fagales; Betulaceae
Product: putative disease resistance protein RGA4
Exons: 11
Coding region: 166-3300 (1044 amino acids)
Biological process (GO): defense response to other organism
Molecular function (GO): ADP binding
Source: RefSeq, a predicted model, not a curated record